Racocetra persica is the source of this 562-nucleotide messenger RNA. The record is from the annotation of a GenBank genome assembly. NCBI's taxonomy places the organism in Eukaryota, Fungi, Glomeromycota, Glomeromycetes, Diversisporales, Gigasporaceae.
AUGACUUGGAAAAAGAAAAGGCGAGGUGGAAACAAGAAAAGUCGCCAGGAGGCGCCGCGAGAAAGAGAUAAUACUAAAAGUCUCUUUGAUGAUAUUGUUAGAGAGAAUGUAAAUUUUGAAAGGUUUUACAAGGCUCAAAAUAUUAUACCUGAAACAGAAUGGGAGAAGUUUAUGGAAGUAAAUAAAACUACUCUUCCUACUUCUUUUCGUAUUACCGGGAGUCGAAGUAAUGCAUUUGAAUUACGUAAUUUAAUGGUAAAUGUUCACGUUCCAGAAUUGAAUAAAAUUCAAUUUGGUAGUGAUAAUAGAUCUGAAGCUCCGAGGCCUUUACUUUGGUAUCCGGAUGGACUUGGGUGGCAACACUCCGCACCAAGGAAUACAAUUAAAAAAAGUAUUGUUUUUCAAAAUUUUCAUAAAUGGUUGGUUGCAGAAACUGAAGUGGGAAAUAUUAAUCGUCAGGAGGCGGUUAGUAUGAUACCACCUUUGCUCCUAGAUGUUAAACCUGGCCACUGGGUGCUUGAUAUGUGUGCUGCUCCAGGAUCAAAAGAUCGGAAGAGCACAC